This is a messenger RNA of Notolabrus celidotus (New Zealand spotty), 856 nucleotides long. RefSeq names its product crystallin, beta B2 (gene crybb2). The record is from RefSeq and is a predicted model, not a curated record. Lineage: Eukaryota; Metazoa; Chordata; Actinopteri; Labriformes; Labridae. The coding region runs from base 123 to 749 and encodes 208 amino acids. Gene Ontology annotation, molecular function: structural constituent of eye lens. The transcript has 6 exons. Gene Ontology annotation, biological process: lens development in camera-type eye; visual perception.
GACUCUGUGGGUACUGUUGGCAGAGUUUCCACCCCUGGGCGUCCCGUAUAUAUUGAGCCCAUCAUGCCAUACCAAACACACUGGCACAGACAGGCACUGUCAUCCUUGCCGACCCAUUCACUAUGGCCACAGACCACCAGAUCCCUGCAUCCAAGCAGCAGCAGCCAGGCAGUAGUGCAUUUAAGCUGAUUAUCUAUGAGCAGGAAAACUUCCAGGGACGGUGCCACGAGCUGACUGGUCCCUGUAACAACCUCCAGGAAGCAGGCGUGGAGAAAGUGGGCUCCAUACUGGUGCUGUGUGGACCAUGGGUGGGAUACGAGCAGGCCAACUGUAAGGGGGAGCAGUAUGUGUUUGAGAAGGGGGAGUAUCCUCGCUGGGAUUCCUGGACCAACAGCAGGCGUAGUGACACCCUUGUUGCCUUCCGCCCAAUUAAAGUGGACAGCCAGGAGCACAAGAUUGUCCUUUACGAGAACCCCAGCUUUGCAGGGAAGAAGAUAGAAAUCAUGGAUGAUGAUGUACCCAGCUUUCACGCACACGGCUACCAGGAGAAGGUCUCCUCUGUCAGGGUUCAGAGUGGCACCUGGGUGGGCUAUCAGUACCCAGGAUACAGAGGUUUCCAGUACCUGUUUGAAAAGGGGGAGUACAAAGACAACGCAGAGUUCGGAGCCCAGAUUCCUCAGAUCCAGUCGGUUCGGCGCAUCAGAGACAUGCAGUGGCAUCAGAGGGGUGCUUUUCAUCCCGUCAACUAAGCUUGUGACUCUUUUCUGUCAUGACCCCUGACCUUGCCAGCCUCUUUCCCCCUCAGACAACAAAACCCCCUGUGUCUUACAUUCACACAACACAGCAUUUUGAUAUC